UACAAUUCAAAAUGAGUGUCGCUACAAAUAACGAAUUAGUGGUCCGCGAAUUUAUCGAGAAAAUAUUUGCAAACCGUAAUAUAGGCAACUUCGAGCUGACCUAUAGCUGCAGUACGGAAAAUGGUGACGGUUUUCUGGGUGAGAUAAUAUUCGCUCAAGUGACGCCGAAAAAUGAGCAAACGCGCACAUACCAUUUAGCUCUCAAAGUCGGCAAAACAAGCGAAGAACUAAGAAAAGAAUUCCCAGUACGGUUUGCAUUUGAACGGGAAAUUCACAUGUAUAAGAACGUAUUUCCUGCGUUCCAGCAGUUUUUGAAGGCGAAGAACUUAGAACCUCUUGAUUUUCAACCUAAUUGUUUCGGUACAUUGAUAUCAGACCAUAGCGAAAUAAUAGCACUUCAAAACUAGAAAGCAAUUGGGUACGAUGUCCGCAGUAAAACAUUUCCUCACGACGUCGCUCAUAUCAAACUUACCAUGGAGGCAUAUGGAAAGUGGCAUGCUACUUCACUGGCUUUGGCUGAACAAAAUCCGAAACUGUUUGAGGAGCUGUCCAACACUCCGAAAUUAUGGCCGGUCUUCGGCGAGACAGAAACAUAUAAAACAAUUUUCAGACAAGCAGAAGAAAAUGUCGCCAAAAUACUGACAGACAAUAAUGAAUUAGACUUGCUGAGAAAAUUCAAACAGAAAUUCAAUGGCAAGAUUUAUGACAUUUGGCAUGAAAUUGUUGUUCUGGAAGUGGGGCCCCGAGUUGUCAUUCAUGGGGAUUGUUGGAAUAACAAUAUUUUGUUUAAGUACGAGAAUGAAGAAAAGAAAAAUCCGGUAGGUGUGAAACUGAUAGAUUUUCAGUUCAGUCAAUUGGCGAGUCCGAUGAUGGACCUGUCUUAUCACUUGUUCACAGUAUGCUCAGAAGAAGCUUUCAAAAGUUUAAAAAACAUUUUCGAUAUAUAUUACGACUCCCUGUCGGAACACUUAAGAAAAUUAGGAAGCGACCCCUUAAAAAUAUUUCCCCGUUCAACGCUAAUCGACCAUUGGAGCAAAUAUUGGCCUUUUGGAGUGAUCAUGACUUUGAUGAUAAUACCUACCGUGUACUCCGAAAGCUCGGACACCGUGGCUAUCGAAAGCAUGAACGACGAACAACUUAAUAAGUUGAGGACUACGUUUCAAGGAGAAAACAAGAGACAGUUAGAAAAUAGAAUUAUCAACGCGAUCAAAUGCGGAUUUCAAUUUCAAUUUUAAUGUUAUUACAACUUUUAAAACAAAUUAGAAGCUAUACUGGAAUACUUGUCCUCUGCUCGAACUGCAUUAAAAAUCUUACCGUUAUACCUGUCAG
This is a messenger RNA of Cylas formicarius (sweet potato weevil), 1329 nucleotides long. RefSeq lists its product as uncharacterized. The transcript is spliced from 2 exons. The record is from RefSeq and is a predicted model, not a curated record. NCBI's taxonomy places the organism in Eukaryota, Metazoa, Arthropoda, Insecta, Coleoptera, Brentidae. The coding region runs from base 474 to 1235 and encodes 253 amino acids.